Raphanus sativus (radish) is the source of this 5295-nucleotide messenger RNA. RefSeq lists its product as uncharacterized. NCBI's taxonomy places the organism in Eukaryota, Viridiplantae, Streptophyta, Magnoliopsida, Brassicales, Brassicaceae. Gene Ontology annotation, molecular function: zinc ion binding; nucleic acid binding. The record is from RefSeq and is a predicted model, not a curated record.
AUGGGUAACGAGAGUGAGGAAGAGGCAGAAUUGAUGAGAAGAAACAAGAUGUUGAUGGAAGCUAUGACUGCUCAGCUUAAUAAGACUAUGUUGGAGAGCAUGAAUGAGAUGAUGAAACAAAACAUGGAAGAAAUCAGAAGGGAGAUUAGACAAGCUACUGGUCAAGGUCACAGCAAUGAGAGCAGGAGGAACCGCCACACUCAUACUCCGCAAGAGCAUGGUGGUUCACAAGAGACUGAUAACUACUAUGAGCGCCACCGAAGUGAGAGGAGUGGUUCUUCCUCAGCAUCACGAGGUAGUAGAAGGAGAACUCGUCGUGAUCAUGAUGAAAGAAGACCUUACCGUGAUGAGCUUUCUGGUUUGAAGCUUAAGAUCCCUCCCUUCCAUGGCAAAGUUGACCCUGAUGCGUAUAUUGAAUGGGAGAAGAAGAUCGAGAUUGUAUUCAACUGCAAGCACUACACCAAUUUUCAGAGGAUUCAAUUUGCUGCAACUGAGUUCUAUGAUUAUGCUCUGAGUUGGUGGGAUCAACUGGUGACUACUAGGAGGAUAAAUCAAGAGUACCCGGUUGAGACUUGGCAAGAGAUGAAGUCUCUUAUGCGCAAAAGGUUUGUGCCUAACCACUACCACAGGGAUCUUCAUCAGAAAUUGAGGAAACUUACACAAGGAUCCAAGACUGUGGAAGAGUACUACCAGGAGAUGGAGUUGCUGAUGUUGAGAGCUGGUAUAUCUGAGGACAGAGAAGCUUCUAUGGCCCGGUUUCUUGGAGGACUUAACCGCGAGAUUCAAGACAGUGUAGAGAUGCAACACUACAUUGAGAUAGAAGAGAUGUUGCACAAAGCUAUCCUGGUGGAGCAACAGAUUAAGAGGAAGCAUCACUCGCGAGGCAACUAUGGGUCCAGCAAGUAUCAGUACACUAAAGAAGAGAAACCAUCCCAUAUGAGAGAUAGCAAGCCUCAGCCGAAAGAAGAACCCAAGUCUAGCAUCCCAUACAGCAAAGAGAAAAGCAAGGCGGAAGCUACAAGCUCUAGAACUAGAGAUGUGAAGUGUUUCAAGUGUCAAGGCAGAGGACACUAUGCCAAUGAGUGCACCAACAAGAAAGUGAUGAUUCUACUUGAGAAUGGAGAGUAUGAAUCAGAAGAAGAGCACUCCGGAUCUGAUCAAGACAGGUCUGAUGAAGGAAGUGAAGUAGAACCCGUGAAAGGAAGAUUGUUGGUGACAAGAAGACUUUUGAACUUGCAAACUAAGGCUGAAGAGACUGAUGAGACCAUGGUGAAGAAAUUGGGUUUGAAAGUUCAGAAACAUCCUAGACCUUACAGGCUGCAAUGGCUCAAUGAAGAAGGUGAGAUGAGGGUCUCCAAUCAAGUGCUGAUCCCUAUAGCCAUUGGUAGAUAUGAAGAUGAGAUCUUGUGUGAUAUAUUACCAAUGGAAGCUAGCCAUAUCCUUCUUGGUAGACCUUGGCAGUUUGAUAGGCGAGUGGUUCAUGAUGGUUUCAGUAACAAGCACUCUUUUGAGUUUAAUGGAAAGAAGACAGUGCUGGUACCUUUGUCACCUAAAGAAGUUCAAGCAGAUCAGCUCCAGCUUCAGAAAAAGAAAGAGAUCGACCUGAAGCCUGAUCAGAAACAUCACAAGUAUGAGUCCAUGUGCUGUUCCAGUUCUCCUUGUGCCCAAGAAAGAUGGAGCUGGCGCAUGUGUGUUGAUUGCAGAGCCAUCAACAACAUAACAGUGAAGUAUCGCCACCCUAUUCCUAGAUUAGAUGAUAUGCUUGAUGAAUUGCAUGGCUCUAGUAUCUUUUCUAAGAUAGACCUUAAGAGUGGGUAUCAUCAAAUUAGGAUGAAAGAGGGAGAUGAGUGGAAAACCGCUUUCAAGACUAAGCAUGGUUUGUAUGAGUGGUUGGUGAUGCCUUUUGGCUUAACCAAUGCUCCUAGUACCUUUAUGAGAUUGAUGAAUCAUGUGCUUAGAUCUUUUAUAGGAGUGUUUGUGGUAGUUUACUUUGAUGAUAUCCUAGUUUACUCCAAGAGUUUAGAAGAGCAUAUAGUUCAUGUUAGGACUGUUCUUGAUGUUUUGAGAAAAGAAAAGCUCUUUGCUAAUCUUAAGAAAUGCACUUUCUGUACGGAUAACUUGGUCUUCCUAGGCUUUGUUGUGAGUGCAGAUGGAGUAAAGGUGGAUCAAGAGAAGGUGAAAGCCAUACAAGAGUGGCCGAGUCCUAAAACCAUAAAUGAAAAAGAUGUAGGAUUCAAGUGGGGAGAAGCACAAGAAACCUCCUUUCAAACCCUCAAAGAGAAGCUUACUAACUCUCCUCUCCUUAUACUUCCUGAUUUCUCUAAAACCUUUGAGAUUGAAUGUGAUGCCUCAGGAAUUGGUAUUGGUGCUGUGUUGAUGCAGGAUAGAAGGCCCAUUGCGUACUUCAGUGAGAAACUAAGUGGAGCUACUCUCAACUAUGCCACUUAUGACAAAGAACUAUACGCCUUGGUGAGAGCUCUACAGACUUGGCAGCACUAUCUAUGGCCAAAGGAGUUUGUCAUUCACACCGACCAUGAGUCUCUCAAGUAUCUCAAGGGGCAAAGCAAACUCAGCAAGAGACACGCCAGAUGGGUAGAAUUCAUUGAAACCUUCCCUUAUGUGAUCAAAUACAAACAAGAUUUGUUUGUCAGGGAAUCCCAUGGAGGAAGCUUAAUGGGACACUCUGCAUCUAAGUAUUCUCCAUUUGAAAUUGUUUAUGGGUUCAAUCCCAUCUCUCCUUUGGAUCUUAUGCCUUUACCUGAGUGUGCUAGGGUCAGUAUGGAUGGGAAAAAGAAAGCAGAGAUGGUGCAGCAGAUUCAUGAGAAGGCUAGAAAGAACAUUAUUGAAAAGACAAAGCAGUACACUAAGAGAGCAAACAAGGGCAGGCGUGAGAUGAUCUUUGAAGUAGGUGACAUGGUGUGGGUUCACUUGCGCAAGGAGAGGUUUCCCAAAGAAAGAAAGUCUAAGCUGAUGCCGAGGAUAGAUGGUCCUUUUGAGAUCAUCCAGAGAAUCAAUGACAAUGCUUACAAGCUUGAUCUUCAAGAUGAGCCAGAUUUGAGGACAAAUCCUUUUCAAGAGGGAGGGGAUGAUAUGAUCAUGGACCAGUCAAGCAAAGAAGAUAAGGAGAUCAUGGAGGAACCAGCUGAUGAAGAUGCUCUCACCAUGCCUAAAGGUCCCAUGACUCGAGCCAGAAGCAAGCAACUCAAAGAAGCCAUUGGAGGCUUAAAGAAAUUUGGGAAUGUCUCAAACUUGAGCCGAGUGUUUGAGCUUAAGAGAGCUAUCAACACACUCGUGCAAGAAGAUGUGGAACUUACCAAGGAUAUGGGGAAGUUCAAGUCGAUGUGGUCUGAGUUAGAAAGCUUGAGGCCAAGUACCACUGAUCAAGAAGUGCUCAUGGAAAGAAGAGAGCAGGAUCAAGUGUUCGGAUUGCUGAUGACACUCAACCCAUGCUACAAAGAUGUCAUCAAGCAUAUACUGAGGUCGCCAAGCUUACCAUCAAUGGAGGAAGUAAUGGCACAACUCCAGAAAGAAGAGGGAUCACUUGGUCUGUUUGGAGGCAAGGGGGAGCUAAGUAUAGCUCAUCAGGCCGAGGAGAUGCAAGCUAACAAGGCUGGCUAUGGAGGUGAAGACAGGAGGCCAAGAGAGAGGUUCUCGGGAAGCUGUGAUCAUUGCAAGAGACAAGGCCAUAAGAAGAGUCAGUGCUGGGUGUUGCAUCCCCAUCUCAAGCCGGCCAAGUUCAACAAGGAUAGAGAAGCAAGAGCUCAUCUCUCUACUGAAGCGAGUGGAGCUGGUUCAAGUGCACAAGUAGGUGAAAGUGAAGGAAAAGCACUUGCCUCUCAUCACUCGGGAGGAAAGGGUAUUGAUCAAGAUGUGAUCAAGAAGUCUGACAUUGAGGCUCUCAUCCGAGCACUCAAGGAGUCUGGUAACAAGCUUGGAAACACUCUUGGAUACUCUUACACUGCUUAUAGAAUGUCUAGUGAUACUGAUAGGUUGCUAGACUUGAUCAAAAGCUCUUACCCUGAGCAUAGCAGUGUGCAUUGUUCUGAUAAAUGUGAUAGUAAACUCAUUAGAGAGAUUGUUCCUGCUCAGGGUCAUGUCAUGAUAGCUAAUGGUGAUCGGAUUCCCAUUAGAGGGAUUGGAAAGCUUAGGUUGUUUGAUAAAGAGUCUAAUGCUUUCUUCAUGCCUGAGUUUACUUCAAAUCUUUUAUCUGGAGGAAGCAACUACUUGCUGUGGUCUAGGCUGGUGAAGACAGCUAUUGGAAGACUAGGGCUUUGGAGUCACAUCACGGAUGAAGCUCAAACAAAGCCAGUGGUCAAGGAAGAUGAAGAUGAGAAAGAAAAGGAGAAAGCUUUGGCUGAGUUCAAGCGGUGGGUGAAAGAUGAUCUUAUGGUGCUAUCCGUGCUUCAGGGAUCUCUUGAGCUGCAUCUCCUUGAAGCCUACAGCUACUGCGAGACUCCUAAGCAUCUAUGGGAGGUGCUUCAAAAGACUUAUGGUAACAAAACCAACUUAAGUCGUGUGUUUGAGUUGAAGGGAGCUAUCAAUGCUCUUGUUCAAGAUGGUGAGGAGUUCGCCAAGCACUUGGGGAAGUUCAGAGCUCUUUGGAACGAGCUGGAGGGCUUAAGACCCAACACUACUGAUCAAGAUACACUCGCGGAGAGAAGAGAGCAAGAUCAAGUGUUCGGGCUUAUGAUGACAUUGGAUCCGGCCUAUAAGGAUGUGAUAGCACACAUCUUGAGGUCUACUACACUGCCAUCCAUGGAAGAGGUGUGCGCGCAGCUACAGAAGGAGGAGGGAUCUAUUGGUCUCUUUGGAGGGAAGAAGGAUCUUUCCUUAGCACACAAGGCUGAAGAAGUACAAGCUAACAAGGCUAUGUACAAGGGUGGAGAUAGAAAGUAUGGUGAGAGGUUGCUAGACAUGAUUGAGCAUGCAUAUAGUACUGAAAAAGCCUUGAAUGCUUCUGAUAAGUUGCUAGAUGUUAUUGAAAGCUUGCGGAAUAGAAAUGAUCAUCCUAGGACUCAUAUUGCUCAAAACAUGCAUAAGCCUUUGAUUAUUGAUUCUGGUGCAUCUCAUCACAUGAUAAGUGAUUGUAAGCUCAUUAAGGAUUUAGAACCGGCUCAAGGGCAUCUGGAGGUCAAGGAGAUCAAAGUUCAGGCAGUGGUCAUGAUCAAGUUGAGAUGGGAGAAGGAAAUGAAAGUCAGUCUGAGCAAGAGGAUCAGACUCAACAAGAAGAAACGAGUGGAGUUCAAGAGGUACAAUCCGAACCAGUGCAAGAAGUUCAACAAGUACCUGUCUUAA